Neoarius graeffei (lesser salmon catfish) is the source of this 3696-nucleotide messenger RNA. It is a transcript of the gene adgrg11, whose product is annotated as adhesion G protein-coupled receptor G11. The transcript has 37 exons. Lineage: Eukaryota; Metazoa; Chordata; Actinopteri; Siluriformes; Ariidae. Gene Ontology annotation, biological process: cell surface receptor signaling pathway; adenylate cyclase-activating G protein-coupled receptor signaling pathway. Bases 166 to 2916 code for a protein of 916 amino acids. Gene Ontology annotation, cellular component: membrane. The record is from RefSeq and is a predicted model, not a curated record. Gene Ontology annotation, molecular function: G protein-coupled receptor activity.
UGCCUGGCUGGGUGAGGAAGCUGAGGAUUGCACUACAGGAAAAGUCACAUGUAAAUUAUGCAGUGUUUCCUGGAGAGUUUAACUUCUGUGUGAGAGAGAGAAAGAGAAAGAGAGAGACAGAGAGGAGUUUUGCUGUGCAGUGUUUUUUCCUUCAAGUGUGUGAAGAUGAACUGGACGUUGAGAUGUUACUCUCUGAUGAGUAUACUGAUGAUCUUUUGGAUGUGUACAUGCUGCAAAGGUCCAGGUUCUGAUAAGCAGAAAAUUUGCAAGGCUACAUGUGAACGGAUGAAGACGAGGUGCAAUAGUGAGUGUGACGACAUGAAGGAGCUGCGCAAAGUUCUGGGUUCAGCUUUUGCUGAGAAUGGCAUUUGCAAGGAUACAUCUAAGUGUUCAGGUUCUGCUUGGAAUGCCAUAUGCAACACAGCAUGUGAACGUUCAGAUUCUGCUGGGAAUGCCAUAUGCAACACAGCAUGUGAACACAUGCAGGAGCUGCGCAAAGUUCUGGGUCCAGAUUCUGAUGGGCAUGACAUUUGCAAGGAUACACGUGAACACAUGCAGAAGCUGCACGAAGUUCUGGGUUCAGCUUUUGCUGAGAAUGGCAUUUGCAAGGAUACAUCUAAGUGUCCAGCUUAUGAGAAGAAUGGCAUUUGCAAGGAUACAUGUGAACACAUGCAGAAGCUGCACGAAGUUCUGGGUUCAGCUUCUGAUAGGCGUUACAAGUGCAAGGGUACAUGUGAAUGCAUGAAGAAGAAGUGCAAGAAAGAGUGUGAUGGCAUGCAGGAGGUGUGCACCGAUCAGUGUACCAAAUGUCGGAACGCUUGCAGAACAGGGCCAAGUGAUUAUGAUCUCAGCAUGGAUUUGUGCCAGCUUUCGUGUGCUGGAGUUUGUUCUGAGUGCCCCAUGAGUGACUGUGAGCAAAUUAUACUGAUUGAUGGAGGAUUUACUGGAAAAAUACUAAACAACUAUGAUAAUAGUAAUGAUAAUUCAAGUUGCCUGAAUAUCUAUAAUGGAUCAGCACCAUUCAACUACUCCACCUGUAUUUUAUCAUUUGAUACUGAUCCAGAAGAGAUAAAUGACACCUUCACAUUCAGAGACACUGGUGUGUGGUUAUUAAAAAGCAAUAACAGUUAUCAAAUCAACAUCACCAGAACAGAAAACCACAAACCCAAAACUCCCAUCUGCUUCAUAAACGGAACCCAGAACUGCAGCUGGACAAUCGAAUGGUUGGCAAACUGCUCUCAACCUCGCGAAACCCGUACCUGGCAGUGUGAGAUUAUGACGUGUGUGGAUCCCAAAAAGCUUUGUGAGCAUGCUCAAUACAAGACCUGCAGCAUUAACAGUUCAAAUGAUAAUAUCAUCACAUUAAACGGACCAAUUUCAACAUGCCAAAAGUGUGGAAAUGCUUUGAAGGCAGUGGACGGACGUGUUGAAGUGGAGGAUAUGUUCCAAAAUGCUACCAAUAUUACCAGCUAUGAUAAAGUGAUGACGAAAAUAAUUGAAACAGUUUUGGAAAUGAUGGGGAAUAAAACCUCAGUGUCUGUGACCAUGAACAACAUUCCCGGUAUUUUCGUGAAACCUGAAAGCAAAGAAGAUCUCAAACCCAUCUACUUUAUGUACUCCAAUAUGAGUAACUUUAAUAUGAUUGAAGAUCAAACCCAGAUGGAAUUUUUUGAAAACACGUUCUCAGUGCCAAAAGAGGCUUUUGAAAAAGCAGUCAGCAUGAACAUCAGCACACCUUUUGCAUCGCUGUUUCGAUUUCCCAAUUUUAAACAGGACGUGAACAACAGCGUGCUACUAAAUAAUGCAGUUUACUCCAUCAACAUGGGAGGACAGAUAUCAAAUCUCAGCACCACCUUGAAUCUAACCUUCAGGCAAAUUGAUCAGAAACUCGGCGAGCCAUCAUGUUCCUCUUGGGAUGGGCAAGGGCCGAAUCUGACCUGGACCACUGAUGGAUGCAACACUUCCUAUAUUAAUGGUUCUGUGACCUGUGAAUGCCAACACUUAACCUUCUUUGCUGUGUUGAUGGUUCCUGUAACGAAAGUCUCAAACUCUGACCUCAAUAAUCUUACCUUCAUCACCUCCAUCGGGUGUGGUCUGUCUCUCUUCUUCCUCGCCAUAGGUCUGUUCAUGCACUUCCUGUUAAGGAAAGGCCAAGCCAGCAUUUCAGUCCACAUCCUCAUCAACUUGUUCGUGGCCCUGUUUCUGCUCAACCUCAGCUUCCUCGUCAAUGAGUCUGUAGCGAACACAGGGAAUGUGAUUGGCUGUAAGUUCAUGGCAGGCGUGAUGCACUACACCAUGCUGUCCACGUUCACGUGGUUCGGCCUGCAGGCGCUGCAUCUGUGUUUACAGCUCGCACAAAAUGUGGCCAGUAUCCAGAAUUACAUCAUCAAAUUGUGCGUCGCCGGCUGGGUGCCUCCUGUCCUCGUGGUGUCGGCCAUUUUCAUUUCUCAGAAAUACAACAAGGAAGUCAUUGUCUCUGAUACUGGAAAAAACAUAUCAAUGUGCUGGAUCACCGACUCAACCGUGCAUUAUGCAGUGAACAUCGGUUACUACUCCAUCAUCUUCCUCUUCACCCUCCUCACCUUUGUGGUGAUGCUCCGCUGGCUCUUCCUGCUCAGAAGUAAACGCCCCAUCAUCCCCAUUUCAAAAAAGUCGAGACCCUCGGAUGCUCUGUCCAUCAUGGGCCUGUGCUCCAACAUGGGACUGAGCUGGGGCUUCGCUUUCUUUGCCUAUGGCCCGAUGCAAAUCCCUGGAUUGUACAUCUUUACCAUCUUAAACUCUUUGCAAGGAUUCUUCCUGUUUAUUUAUUACUACCAGACCAGUCGUCAGGUUGGUGAACCUGAAGAGAGGUCAGAUCACACUGGCACGGAGGUCACGGAGGUGGAAAACCCAUACGGCAAACACAAAACAUUCUAAAUCCAGAAUCAGUGGACGAGAGUAAAACUGUAAUGCUUUAAAUAUAAAUGUAUAUUAAAUAUAAAUAAAAAAAUAGCUUAGCUAUUCAAAUUAACUCAGUUUAGAAUUUAAUUAACAAUAACUUUAACUAUGUAUACGUGUAUAUAUAUAUACACACACACACAUAUAUAUAUAUAUAUUUUGUUGCUCCGCCUUUAGCUUUGAUUACGGCACACAUUCACCAUGGCAUUGUUUCAGCAACCUUAUGCAACAUCAUAGCAUUUAUUUUCAUCCAAGAGUUGCAUUCAUUUUUUGCUGUGAUCUCAUCUUGAUGACAGGAAAGUAGAUCUACUCUGUAAAAUCUUCUCCAGCAUCCAGUAGGGGUUAAGGUCGGGACUCUGUGGGGGUCAAUUCAUUUGUAAAGCUCCAUGAACCACUCUCUCACUCUCUGAGCCCUAAUUUUAUGCCAUCAGGGAAGAAAAACCCCACUGAUGUGAACCUGGUCAUUUAGUGCAUUCAGGUCGUCAGCUGACUUCAUUUUAUUGCCCCGUAACGUUGCUGAGUCUCGACCUGACCGACCGAACCAACCCCAGAUCGUCACACUGCCUCCAGAGGCUUGGACAGUGGACACUAUGCAUGAUGGGGCGGAGCUUCAUGAGCUUCCUUUCUUACCCUGACACACCAUGUAUGUGUGUGUAUAAACAAGAAAAUGGGACAACUUAUUACCUUAUGUAACGUACAGUGGAUAUAAAAAGUGUACACACCCCGUUAAAAUGAUAGAUUUUUCUGAUGCAAAAAAAA